Amblyraja radiata (thorny skate) is the source of this 560-nucleotide messenger RNA. RefSeq names its product lithostathine-1-alpha-like. The record is from RefSeq and is a predicted model, not a curated record. NCBI's taxonomy places the organism in Eukaryota, Metazoa, Chordata, Chondrichthyes, Rajiformes, Rajidae. Bases 77 to 472 code for a protein of 131 amino acids. The transcript is spliced from 3 exons.
AGCUCAGAAGCAAUCCGCCUUCGCCCCCUUCGAUUUCGAUUUGCUUUCUUCAGUUGAUGAGCAGAGCCAAAUAUCCAUGCUUUCAGCAAGGAACCCCUUUGCAGGUCCUAUGCCUGCUGCGUCUUACACGAAGGACAAUGUCUUCAUUCGAGCUGAGAAGACCUGGAUCGAAGCGCAGAACUUCUGCCGGGUUGAGCACUCGGACCUGGUCAGCAUCCAGUCGCUGGAGGAGAACGCGCUUGUCGCCCAGGUUCUCCAGAGCGACAUGCCGGCUUGGAUUGGCCUCUUCAACCGGCACCAGUCCGAAUACAGCUGGAUGUGGGCCAACGGCGACGAGUUCAUCUACUCCAACUGGGACAACUUCUACCCGAUGGACUACGCCACCAUGUCCGUCUGUGUCAUCAUGCUGAACGGCCGCUGGAAGGACGUGCCCUGUGACUUCAAGUUCUCUUUCGUCUGCUACAGGGGUUAACCGGGCUUUUACUCCAAGAAGAGAAAAAGUAUUUGGGACUCUUCAGAAUGACUUGAAGUUUACUGACAAUGGCCUGAGAAGGAAAAUG